AUGGCUGCGCGGUAUACGCCGCCGCGCUCCUUGGGCCAACACAGAGCCUCGUUGCGAGAUAGCAACGGCAACAACGAAAGCCCUAUCCCUCGCAGUGUCCCCGUGCCGCUAGAUAACAUGCCUCCCCGAGGCUCCGGUGGCGCCGCAGACCUCGACUCGACAUCACAUCCAAAACCUCUCCCGACUCCCAGCAAAUCCGGAUCCCCUCUUCCUUCCAACCUCUUCCCCUCUGCACCUGCCUCGCCGCCGACUCCAGCGCCCAGCCCAACGCCUCAUCACAACUUGUCUGGCUGGCGACCCGCCGAAGAUGAUGAUGGAGAUGUUGGAAACAACCUGUUAUUGAAGGCCCAAAUACACUUUAGCUCGCUGGGCAGUGCCCAGAGGCAGAAAUUUCUCGUGGACAUCUUGAACCUCUGCGAUAACCAACAGCUUAGUUUUAUCUCGAGUGUGAUCGGUCCACGAUUAAGGAAGGAUCCCUUUCAGGCUUUUCCAAAUGAAAUCUGCCUGAGGGUGCUUUCGUUCAUUGACGACCCCCGAACUCUCGCCCGAGCUUCGCAGGUUUCGAAGCGAUGGCACGAACUUCUCAACGACGAUAUUACAUGGAAACACUUGUGCGAUCGACAUGCAUACGCAUAUCAAAGGAUGUCUGACGAUGAACGGGAAUUUGUUGAUCCUUUCCACAAUAGACGUCUUUCUUCAUUCAGUUCAGAGAGUCAGCCUUUCUCGAGCUGGAGAAGAAGGUCGACAUCGUCUGGCAGCGAUACUAUAGACGUCAUGUCCACAGCAGAUGACCAUAUGGAGUCGUCUUGGCCGAUGUCUCCGGUCUAUAGACACCGGGUUCAGCCUUCCUCGUAUCGAAUUCAUUUUAAACAAAAGUACAUGGUCGAGUCAGCAUGGAAUAAAGGCGGUCGGUGCUCCCUGAGACACAUAACACCCGAUCAGGGUGUUGUGACGAGUCUUCAUUUGACACCAAAGUAUAUCGUCGUUGCACUGGACAAUGCCAAGAUUCAUGUUUACGACACGCACGGUGGAAGACAAAGGACGCUACAUGGUCAUGUUAUGGGUGUAUGGGCCAUGGUUCCUUGGGAUGAUUUAUUAGUUAGUGGCGGCUGUGACCGAGAGGUGCGGGUGUGGAACAUGGUUACAGGGGCAUGCACUCAUCUGCUCCGUGGUCAUACAUCAACGGUACGAUGUUUGAAAAUGUCAGAUAAAAACACAGCAAUUUCAGGUUCACGGGAUACGACCUUGAGAAUAUGGGAUCUUGUCACUGGAAAUUGCCGUGCUGUUCUAGUCGGCCAUCAGGCCAGUGUCAGGUGCCUUGGCAUCCAUGGCGACUUGGUUGUUUCCGGGAGUUACGACACAAUGGCUCGAGUUUGGAGUAUCUCGGAAGGACGGUGUUUACGCACGUUGACCGGACACUUUAGCCAGAUCUAUGCAAUUGCUUUUGACGGCCGCCGAAUUGCGACUGGCAGUUUGGAUACCAGUGUACGCAUAUGGGAUCCAAAUACGGGCCAGUGCCAGGCUGUUCUGCAAGGCCACACAUCCCUUGUUGGACAACUGCAGAUGAGAGGAGACACGUUGGUUACCGGUGGGUCAGAUGGCUCUGUGCGAGUUUGGUCGUUGAACCGCAUGGCGCCCAUCCAUCGACUUGCCGCACACGACAACAGCGUGACCAGCUUGCAGUUCGAUAGCACUCGCAUCGUCAGUGGCGGUAGUGAUGGCCGGGUCAAAGUUUGGAGCUUGAAGACCGGUCAACUGCUCCGGGAAUUGUCUACACCUGCAGAAGCCGUGUGGAGAGUCGCUUUCGAAGAAGAAAAGGCCGUUAUCAUGGCCAGCCGGGCGGGUCGUACGGUAAUGGAGGUCUGGUCUUUUGCCCCUCCUGCUGAAGACCUGUUUGACGACAACGUGUUGGUCGAGAUGAAUAAUCCACAGUGCGAUGAGGCGCGGCCGGGUUGUCGCAAUUGCGGAAUAUACGGCAAGGAAUGUCCAGGAUAUCGCCCAGCCAUCGUCUUCCCAGACGAGAGCAGCAACAAUAGCAACAGUAAUAGCAACAGCAGCAGCAACAGCAGCAACAACAACAGCAGCAAUAACGACACGGCGAAUCCCAAGAAAUGGAAAUCGCUAGCCCGAGAUCGACGGUUCACCGAUGCCGCGUACUCUGCAAACGCCGACACGGAUGACUAUGCCUUGGUGCCGAGACCGCGCUGGCUCGCGGAAUCCAGCAUGGAGGAUCGAGCACUGUGUUAUUUCUUCGAUCAGUAUACAAUCCCGGAAACCCCGACGGGCGCCCCCGGUGUCCUAGAGUCGAUUCCCCCGCUUUAUGUGUUGUGCCGCGAAAACGAAGUCGCCGGGCAUCCGUCGUCGUGUCUACGAUGGGCAGUCGACGCCGCCGCGUUGAGCUCCUUUGCACAUGAGGCUAAUGACCCUGAUUUGGCUCUCAAGGCAAGAAAGAAGUACGGAAUGGCCUUGCAGAGUCUCCAGGGGACGCUCUCGUCGCCGGUUGAGAAGGUCCAGGAUGGCACGUUGGCUGCAAUUCUUUUGCUGGUCCUUUUUGAAGACAUCAAUGGCGAGCGCACAACCCUGCAGAGCUCACACACGGCAGGCCUUGAGCUAUUCGCGCGUCUGCAUAAGCAUAGGAGGCUGGACGGCAAGUAUAGCCGGUGUCUUUUCAAUUUUGCAUAUACACAGCUGCAAAUACAAAUACUAGGCCUAGGCGGUCGACCGCGGUUUGAUUUACAAUCUCUAAUCGAGCUCUUUGACUCAUCCGAUCCACUACAAAGCCUCAUGAGCACAGUGACCAAACUCAGCCAGCUCAUUGUGGAUGCCCCGGCUCUGCUCACCACACCACCCCCGGAUGCGCCAAUGCCGGGUACUGAGGCUUUGUUUAAUUACCUGACAUAUGCCCGGUCCCUCGACACUGAACUCAGCCACUGGUGCCGAAACGUGCCCGAGCAGUGGCUCCCGCGGAUCGUGUAUUCGACUACUGGAGAAUCCAUCAUCACAUACGCGAGCAUCUCUACGGGCUCGUUAUGGAACUUUUACCGUUCUGCCCGCAUCAUUCUGCAGGGGGUAAUUGACAAUAUCGUCAAUAAACUCGAAGCAUUCGGCGAAACACCAUCACCUGUGGACGAUUUCAUGAUUAUUGACGAGAAUAAUACCCCUGACAACUCAACGUCGGAAAAAAGCACCCCCUACGAAAUCGUGCAGAACAUGAUUGUCGACGUGUGCAGGAGCAUUCCUUUUACCUUGGGCGAUGUUGACUCUAGUGGAAAUCCUCUUAAUAACAGCAACUUCAACAAUACCGACCCGGAGAACAUGAGCGCCAGUAAUACUCCGAACCACAGCUCUCGGUUACGUGCGAUUGAAGGCUACGAGCUGCUCUGGCCGUUUUGGCAUAUCCUGACAUGCCACUUUUCGACCCCCAAGCAGCGCAGACAGGCCAAGGAUGCAUUGACACGGCUGAACGCCGAGUUGGGAAUCAAGCUGGCGUCGAAACUGGUGGCUUUUGCUGAUUUUUGA
Talaromyces rugulosus is the source of this 3519-nucleotide messenger RNA. RefSeq lists its product as uncharacterized. The transcript has 6 exons. Lineage: Eukaryota; Fungi; Ascomycota; Eurotiomycetes; Eurotiales; Trichocomaceae. The record is from RefSeq and is a predicted model, not a curated record. The coding region runs from base 1 to 3519 and encodes 1172 amino acids. Gene Ontology annotation, molecular function: protein binding.